Molecule: messenger RNA, 2192 nt
Organism: Corylus avellana
Lineage: Eukaryota; Viridiplantae; Streptophyta; Magnoliopsida; Fagales; Betulaceae
Source: RefSeq, a predicted model, not a curated record
CCCUCCCUCUCUUUCUCUCUCGCGAGUCUAUAUAUAUUUUUCUGUAGAUGGGUUUUGAGGGUCUCGUAUUUUUGAAAGUUUGAGAAGAAAAGGGGAUGAUGAAGUGGUCGCCAUGGAUGGGAGCUGGUGGGGGGGCCAAGAAGUUGCACGUGAAGCUGAACAGGUUGAAGCUCGAAGUGAUCUGUAAGGAAAAGGUAGAAAAUGGUAAGAUUUUGGCGGCUGAGAUCAAAUGGAAAGGCCCCAAUUCUGGAGCUCGACUUCCAUUUUAUCGAACAUCUACGUGCCAAAGAAAUCACACCCGCCAAAGAAGCCUGAGACGAGGAAAAUCCGCUCAAUGGGACGAAGAAUUUGAAAGUGUCUGCAAUUUCUCUGUUUCCAAGGACGGUUCUCUGGGUCCGUGGAUUGUCACUUUUAACGUCUUAUAUGGAGAGAGUAGAGAAUCGAGGGGUAAAUUGGCGGUUCUGGGAAAAGCGUCGUUGAACUUGGCGGAGUUGGCUUCGAAGAAGGCGACUCGGAUCGAAAGAAAGCUUCCCAUGACUUUAGACAACGGUCGUUUUGCCACAGACGCCACCCUUUCGGUCUCCGUGAGCUUUGUCGAGGUCAGAGAUGCUCGCGACUCGUCUAGAAUCGGUCUAAACUCGGCCGAGUGUGACUCAGAGAACGCGUUACUCAGAAAGGUCAAGGAUUUGACCAGCCUUAAGAGGAGGAAGAAGGAGAAGAAGCAGAAUGCUGAAGUGAGUUCUACGGUGUUUGACUGGGCGGGCUCGAGUGAGUCCACUAACACGUCCACGGGUGACAAAUGCAAAGUAGCGUCGAGUUCAAUGGCUGAGUUGGGAUCGUUCCCGAGUUCGGGUACUCAGUUGGACCCGGCUCGGAAAACGGGUUUUUUCUCGUGGAAGAGAAGUCGAUCAAAGGGAAGAAGAGUAGAGCCGUUGAGGUCGGGUCCCGUACGGAGAAGAGAUGCUACUGGAUCCUCUUCAUCGGAUCCGAAUCCACAAAUUGCUGCUCAAAUUGUUAGUAAUCCGGGCAACAAAUGUGAAAAAGUCUCUAUGGGGCACACCUACUCCAACAAGUCGACGGAUUGCCCAAGAUCUGCUAGGGCGAGUGAUUCCCAUACGGACUCUAUUACAUUUGCUGCCCAAAGUCCAAACAAUUCAAACAACAACAUUACUAGGAAUUUCUAUCCCUCAUUCAACCUAGACUCUAAAGACGACACUUGCAGGAGACGAAACUGGGAAGUAAAGGAACUCGUCAGCAGAGAUGGGCAAGUGAAGCUCAAAACCAAUGUGUUCUUCGCGUCCUUCGACCAAAGGAGUGAAAGAGCGUCAGGACAGAGUGCCUGCACUGCACUAGUUACCGUCAUUGCUCACCGGCUCCACGCGAACCAAAACAUGCCGACAAGAUCCGAAUUCGAUAGGCUCAUCAUACAAGGUUCCCAUGAGUGGAAAAAGCUCUGCAGAAAUGACACCUACAUGCAAUCCUUUCCUGACAAACACUUUGAUCUUGAAACAGUCUUGAAAGCAAACCUUAGGCCGCUCUCUGUCUUGCGAGAUAAAUCUUUUAUCGGGUUCUUUUGCCCCGAGAAGUUCGAGUGCUUGAAGGAAGCCAUGUCAUUUGAUGCAAUUUGGAAUAAGAUCAGUAGCAGCAUUAACAACAAAGAUUAUGAUCAACCAUGUAUAUACAUUGUGAGUUGGAAUGACCAUUUCUUUGUGUUGAAGGUAGAGGCUGAUGCUUAUUACAUCAUUGACUCCUUGGGUGAGAGGCUCUUUGAGGGUUGCAACCAGGCAUACAUGUUAAAGUUUGAUGAUUCAAGUUUGAUGUAUAAAACAGGAAGUGAAGAGACUGUGUGCAUUGGCAAAGAGUGUUGUAAAGAGUUCAUCAAGAGAUUUCUAGCUGCCAUUCCUCUUCAGGAACUGGAGGAGGAGAAAGAGAAGGGUGGAGUCUCUAACCAUCUCCACCGGAGGCUGCAGAUUGAGUUCCACCUUUGCUCUUCUCCUUAUCAUUCUUCUUCAUCUACUACUUCUUCUUCUUCCACGUACUCUCUCUUUUCAAGCGGCGAUCUUAUGUAGAAAUAAGUAUGUGAAUGGUAUAGUUGGAUACCUUUUUUUGUGUUUUUUGGAACACUUUUUGGAUUAGAUAGUUGUUUCAAUGAGAAAUCAUAGCAUUUCUGGGCAGAUUAGAAUGCUUUUCAA